AUGAACAUUCAUACACAUUUCGAAGAUUUAUCAAAUGAGAUUUUCUUCGAAAUAUUUGAUUAUUUACACGCACUUGAUGCUUUUACUUCAUUGAAUGAACGAUUUUUGUCUAUUCUACAAUCCAUUCGACUCCAUAUUAGCAUUUUAAACACAUAUUAUGACCGAGACAUUGAUUUUCUUUCAUCACAUCUCACUUUUCAUGCUCAUCAAGUCCUAUCACUAAAAUGUUAUGAUACAAUUCGUGAUCGUUCAUCUAUUAUUAGUUUACUAUUUCAACGACAUAAUUUUAUUAAUCUUCAAUCAUGUCAAUUUAUCUCAGACAAUCCAUCAACUGAAUUUGAUAAUGUUAUUAAACAAGUUGAAAGCUUGAAUAGACUUGUUUCUUUUUCUAUCGUACAACCAUCUACUGUAAAUAUUAGUGAGAAAAAGAAAUCGGAUAUAACUCGAACUGUAUUCAUGAGCAAAUCAUCUUCUCUUCAUUCAGUUAUGCUUCGUUAUAAUUAUGCUUACUUGGAUUUAUCAACUUAUACUUCAAUUGCUUCGAAUCUUAUAUCACUUGAUUUGUUAAUAUCUGGCUCAUCGAAUACAGUAUCAGUAUAUUCAAUUUUGCCAAUUCUUCGUGUUUGCCCUAGAAUACGAUAUCUCCAUGCCAUCAUAAAACAUGAAAUUCCAUCUGAAAAUAAUAAUGUAAAUGUUUCAAUUCAAGAAGCAUUUAUUAAUGAAAAUGAUCUUCCUAUAUCACCACAAGUGGCAUCCUUCGAAUUAUCGAUUUUCACUACGUGUGACACUCGCUCAAUCGCUUAUAUCUUACGUUGUUUGCCUAAUCUUCUUCAUUUUAAGUUUCUUCAUGAAUCGCCAGAAGUAGUCUAG
Messenger RNA from Rotaria socialis, 870 nucleotides. The record is from the annotation of a GenBank genome assembly. Lineage: Eukaryota; Metazoa; Rotifera; Eurotatoria; Philodinida; Philodinidae.